Molecule: messenger RNA, 1791 nt
Organism: Lecanosticta acicola
Lineage: Eukaryota; Fungi; Ascomycota; Dothideomycetes; Mycosphaerellales; Mycosphaerellaceae
Source: the annotation of a GenBank genome assembly
AUGACAUUCUCGGUCGCGCGUUCGGCGCCUUCACAUCUUGCGACCGGACUCAGGCCCACAUUCAGAGCGCCUCGCGCCUGCAUUGUCUCCAAGUGGCUCCAGUCACGCGGCCUGUCGAAGGCUCCUGUCGUCCAACAGGAAACCGUCCCCUUACGAAAACACCUCAAAGAUGAAGCCAAACGCAAGAAAGCCGAUGCGAAGAGUGCGCCGAACAGAAAGCCGUCUGCGGACUCUCGUCUCUCCAAAUGGGGCCUCACAGUGGGCAUCGAAGUACACGCCGAACUAAACACGGCCCAUAAGCUGUUCUCUCCCGCGCCCGCCCUUACCCAAGACGAAGACGCAGUCGCCAAUACCAAGGUUGCAUUAUUCGACGCGGCUUUGCCAGGUACGCAGCCGCAAUUUCAAUUGGGAACACUGUUACCAGCUUUGAGGGCAGCCAUUGCUCUGGGGUGCAAGGUACAGCGCAAGAGUGGGUGGGACAGGAAGCAUUACUUCCAUUGGGAUCAGCCGAAUGGGUACCAAAUCACACAAUACUAUGCUCCUUUUGCCAUGAAUGGCAAGAUAACGCUCACGGCGGAGGAUGGCGUGCCAUCUGCGGAUCUCGAGGGUGCUGAGUCUCUCGAGAUUGGGAUCAAGCAGGUUCAGAUGGAGCAAGAUACGGCGAAGACCACUACCCAUGGACAAUCCUUACAUCACAUCGACCUCAAUCGAUCCGGACAUCCGCUCAUCGAGAUCAUCACCUUACCGCAAAUCCACUCCCCGCAGACAGCAGCGGCUGUUGUCCGAAAGAUACAGGCCAUCGUCAAGAGCGUGGACGCCUGUGUCACUGGAAUGGAGCUGGGAGGAUUGAGAGCUGAUGUCAAUGUAUCCGUCCGGCAGCAAGGAACGACUGGUCAUUUGAGCUACAGAGGUGUGGAGGGCUUAGGUCAGCGAACUGAAAUCAAGAACCUUUCCUCAUACAAAGCAGUGGAAGAUGCGAUCAUCGCAGAGCGCGACCGACAGAUUGGUGUUCUCGAAGCUGGUGGAGUGAUCGAAGGCGAGACGAGAGGAUGGACUCUUGGAGCAACCGAGACAACUCGACUUCGUGGCAAAGAAGGCGAAGUGGACUACAGAUACAUGCCUGAUGCCGACCUACCUCCGCUCUUCAUAGGCCAAGAUCUGGUUGAACACCUCUCCAUGACCCUACCUGAGCUUCCUGAUGAGACUGUCGAGCGAGUACAGAAGCAAUAUGCUCUCAGCUUGAAGGAUGCCAAGACUAUAGUAUUGCUGAAUGACGGCGAUCGCCUCGAAUUCUUGGAGGAAACUGUUGAGCUUCUCAAGCAAAAAUUACCCGGCCAGGAGAACUCAACGACUGGCAAGACAGUUGGCAAUUGGGUCCUCCACGAGCUCGGUGGUCUGCUUCCUACUUCUGAUGCUUGGAAUGAUAUGCCAGUCACUGCUCGAGAGCUAGCGGAUCUCAUCGCCGCCCUUCUCCAGAAGCAAAUCACUGCACGGGUGGCGAAGCAGCUCCUCGCGACUUUGUACGAGACAGCAAAAUCGCAGCAUAGGCCGAGCGUGGAGCAUCUUAUUGAUGCUGGCAAUCUCCGCCUGCGGCCGCUUUCUCCACAGGAGUAUGAAGCUCUGGCAAAGCAAAUCAUGGACGAGAAUCCUGGAAUGGUCUCGGCCGUACGCGACAAAGGACAAACGGGCAAGACCAUGUGGUUUGUAGGCCAGAUGGUUCGCAGGGGAGAGGAGGGCACCGUCGAGCCACAGACGGCGAAGCAAGUCGUCGAGAAACUGCUCGCCUCGUGA